AAUUACAGCAUGGGUGUCCUCAAAUUCACGUUCUCUGCGGCUUUCCGCCCGUCAAGAUGCUCUUUCCGAAGUGUAACCAAAAGAUGGAAUUCAGUAUCACAACGACCAGGCUCGGAUCGAGUACGCUUUCCUGGUGCCAUUGACAGCAAGUUCACAACAAACCUUGACUUUACACGGCCAGCAAACAAGAAAGCCAUGCCGACUUAUCGUAUUCUGGACCAAGAUGGCGUCAUUGUCGACAAGUCAAGGGAACCCUCUGAUAUCUCAGACGACCAUCUUAUCAAGAUGUACAAAGACAUGCUGAGUGUGAGCAGUAAGAAUUGA
Molecule: messenger RNA, 324 nt
Organism: Aureobasidium vineae
Lineage: Eukaryota; Fungi; Ascomycota; Dothideomycetes; Dothideales; Saccotheciaceae
Source: the annotation of a GenBank genome assembly